CAAUUCACUGAAGCACUCUCCUCACUACUACUCAGCUUCCAUGACUCCCCUUCAACUGCUGCUCCCUUUUCUCUCUCUACCUUUCUUUCUCCUCUGUGGUGCCACUACUUCAAACCAGAUUCCCAAGCAUCAUGUGAUUUAUAUGGGAAGCUCAUUAUCAAAUGGAAAUGGAAGAGUUCUUGGAGCUGAAGAUGCAGCAGAAUCAGCUUAUUUGCAAAUGCUGUCAUCCAUUAUUCCAAGCCAUGAGAUUGAGAGAAUAUCUAUAAUUCACAAGUAUAAUCAUGCUUUUAGAGGAUUCUCCGCCAUGCUUACUGAGACUGAAGCUUCUAUUUUGUCAGGCCAUGACGAUGUGGUUUCCAUCUUCCCCGACUCAAUACUUGAGCUACACACAACACGUUCUUGGGAUUUCUUAGAGGCGGAAUCUGGCAGGCUACCAAGCAAUAAAUAUCAGCGGGGCCUAUCAAGUGAUGUUAUAAUUGGGAUGAUAGAUACAGGGAUAUGGCCUGAGUCUUCAAGUUUCAAUGAUGAGGGAAUUGGUGCAGUCCCUUCAAGAUGGAAAGGAGUCUGUAUGGAGGGCUCAGACUUCCGGAAAUCGAAUUGUAAUAGAAAGUUGAUAGGUGCAAGAUACUACAAUGUUCCAUGGACAAGAGAUGGCAACCAGAGCAGUUUAGCGAGAACAAAAGGCUCACCAAGGGAUUCUGUCGGCCACGGAACUCACACCGCAUCCACAGCGGCUGGUGUGCAAGUCCUGAAUGCUAGUUACUAUGGCUUAGCACAAGGCACAGCAAGGGGCGGCUUGCCUUCAGCUAGGAUUGCAUGCUACAAGGCUUGCUCAGAUGUUGGUUGCUCUGGUGCCACCAUAUUGAAGGCUAUUGAUGAUGCAAUUAGAGAUGGAGUAGAUAUAAUAUCUAUUUCCAUUGGGAUGAGUUCACUCUUUCAAUCCGAUUACUUAAACGACCCCAUAGCCAUUGGAGCAUUUCAUGCUGAACAAAUGGGGGUCAUGGUAAUUUGCUCUGGAGGAAAUGAUGGUCCUGAUCCUUACACUAUUGUUAAUACAGCACCAUGGAUCUUCACCGUUGCAGCUUCUAACAUUGAUAGGGAUUUCCAAUCUAAUAUAGUUCUUGGAAAUGGGAAAAAUUUCACAGGUUCAGCCAUCAAUUUCUCCGAUCUCACUCGUUCAAGGACAUAUCCUCUUGUAUUUGGAAAAGAUGUUGCUGCUUAUUAUACGCCUGUAUCAGAAGCAAGAAAUUGUUAUCCAGGAUCAUUGGAUCCAAAGAAAGUAGUAGGAAAAAUUGUUGUUUGUGUUGAUGAUGACCCGGCUGUUUCAAGGAAAAUCAAGAAAUUAGUUGUAGAAGAUGCUAAAGCCAAAGGGUUGAUUCUGAUUGAUGAAGCUGAGAAAAGUGUGCCUUUCGAUUCGGGCAUUUUCCCAUAUACAGAAGUUGGCAAUAUUGCAGGCUUUCAGAUUCUCCAGUACAUAAAUUCUACCAAAAACCCAACAGCAACAAUUCUCCCAACAGUUGAUGUUCCAAGGUAUAGACCUGCACCAGCUGUUGCAUAUUUUUCAUCGAGGGGUCCUGCAGAGCUUACAGAAAACAUUCUCAAGCCUGAUAUAAUGGCUCCGGGAGUGGCCAUUUUGGCUGCCAUAGCUCCCAAGAAUGAAACAGGGACAGUCCCAAAUGGGAAGAAGCCAUCCACAUUUUCCAUAAAAUCAGGUACUUCUAUGGCUUGUCCACACGUAACGGGGGCUGCUGCAUUCAUCAAGUCAGUGCAUCGUCGAUGGACUUCUUCCAUGAUCAAAUCAGCGCUUAUGACAACAGCAACUGUGUUCAACAACCUGAAAAAACCUUUGACAAACAGCUCUAACACCUUUGCGAAUCCACAUGAGGUGGGGGUCGGAGAAAUAAACCCACUGCAAGCUCUUAGUCCAGGACUGGUCUUUGAAACGACAACAGAAAACUAUCUCGAGUUCCUUUGCUAUUAUGGCUACCCAGAGAAAAAUAUAAGAUCUAUGUCAAACACAAAGUUCAUCUGCCCCAAAAGCUCCAUUGAUGAACUCAUCUCUAAUGUUAACUACCCAUCAAUCUCCAUUAGUAAACUCAACCGGCAUCAACCUGCAAAGACAAUUCAAAGAACGGCAACCAAUGUUGCUGCCCUGAAUUCUACGUACAUUGCGAAAGUGCAUGCUCCAGCAGGCUUAAUAGUGAAGGUUCUUCCAGAGAAGUUAUUUUUUGCUGAGGGUGUGAGGAGGGUGUCUUUUCAAGUCUCAUUUUAUGGCAAGGAGGCUCAUAGAGGCUACAAUUUUGGGUCAAUAACCUGGUUUGAUGGUCGACAUUCAGUUCGUACUGUGUUUAGUGUGAAUGUUGAAUAACUUUGGAAUUGGAAAGCGUCUUACCGCUUGGAGUCAACUAAAAGUUAGAAAGAGGUUGUUAAUGCAAGGAGGGGGAAGAUGUGAAUUCCUAGGCAUAUAUACCUUUCUUCAUAUUAUAAUUCUUGCUUUGAUGUCUCAGUCCUUUUAAUUGUCCUUUAUGUUAUCACAAACCCCUCCUCAGUAUGCAUAAAAGGGAGUGCUAGUUUGAGCUAAA
This is a messenger RNA of Prunus dulcis (almond), 2582 nucleotides long. RefSeq names its product CO(2)-response secreted protease-like. The transcript is spliced from 11 exons. Bases 41 to 2368 code for a protein of 775 amino acids. Gene Ontology annotation, molecular function: serine-type endopeptidase activity. The record is from RefSeq and is a predicted model, not a curated record. Gene Ontology annotation, biological process: proteolysis. Lineage: Eukaryota; Viridiplantae; Streptophyta; Magnoliopsida; Rosales; Rosaceae.